UAGUGUGUGAGGCAUUAUACUCACACACACACACACACAGUCGCUGGCCCAGCCCUCUUCUUACAGCUCAAGCCUCCCAAAGCUGUUUUCGUUGUAGAGAUCGGGACGUGGUUUAACACGGCACAGCUGCCGAAAAGAAGACAAGGGAAGGAUCAAAGACGAGACCAGCAGAGAGAAGAAAAACACCCCAGAAAAUCCCAUCUUUUCUCUUCAGAAAUUCCCUUUCUUUCUCUGUUGCCUCUGUUGACGGUUCAUUCAGAAAGAAGGGGCCGUGUUCACAUGACAGAAUCAGAGUGAACGGGUUGCCAUGGUAACUGACACUGGCAGGACGACCCAAGAAAAGUGGAUGUUGAAUGGAGGAGCUGCUUUGGCGAGCAAGUGAAAGUAGCAGAGAGUCGGAAGAGUGAGGGAAGGAGGGAUCAGGGGAGCAUUGAGGUCCAGAAUGGAGGACGGGUUUUCCAGCUACAGCAGCCUGUAUGACACCUCCUCACUGCUGCAGUUUUGUAACGAUGACAGCGCAUCCGCGGCCAGCAGCAUGGAGGUGGUGGACCGGAUUGCGUCUCUGGAGCAGCGAGUGCAGAUGCAGGAGGACGAGAUCCAGCUGCUGAAGUCUGCACUGGCUGACGUGGUGCGGAGGCUGAAUGUCUCAGAGGAGCAGCAGGCACUGGGCACCAGGAGGGGACCAACCAAAGCCAGACCCAUGAUGCCAACCUUGCCCCUGAGGUCCACGGUCAACAAUGGCACAGUCUUACCAAAGAAAAGUGGGACACUGCCCUCCCCUUCCAGCACCAGGAAGGACAACACAACACCAGCAACCAAGAGCUCUGUGAAGAGAACCAGCUCCUCAGAGCGAAUGGGCCUUUUGGCACGCAAAGAGAGUGCUGGAGAGUUUAAGAGCAACCGCACCCGCUCUGGCUCCACAGGGAGCAACUCCAGUGCCAAGAGGACCAGUGAGAGUAAACCGAAGGAGCCAGUUUUCAGUGCAGGGAUGCGACGGGUGACACACUGCAAAGAGGAGGGGUAUGUGAAAAUGUAUUUGAAGGGACGCCCCGUCACCAUGUACAUGCCCAAAGACCAAGUGGAAUCCUACUCCCUGGAGGCCAAAUCAGACCUGCCAUCGAAGAAGCUGAAGCUGGACUGGGUAUAUGGGUACCGGGGGCGGGACUGUCGAUCCAACCUCUACCUGCUACCCACAGGAGAGACGGUGUACUUUAUUGCAUCAGUGGUGGUGCUUUACAAUGUGGAUGAGCAGCUACAGCGGCACUAUACAGGCCACACUGAUGAUGUCAAGUGCCUGGCUGUCCACCCUGACAAAAUCACCAUGGCAACGGGACAGGUAGCGGGAACCUCUUCUGAUGGCAAACAGCUGCCCCCACAUGUGCGAGUUUGGGAUUCAGUGAGCCUCAACACUCUCCAUGUCCUGGGCACUGGCUUCUUUGACCGCGCCCUGUCCUGUCUUGCCUUCUCCAAAUCGAAUGGGGGCAGCACCCUAUGCGUGGUAGAUGACUCCAAUGAUCAUGUGCUGUCAGUGUGGGACUGGCAGAGAGAAGAGAGGCUGGCUGAUGUUAAGUGCUCCAAUGAAGCUGUCUUCGCAGCGGACUUCCACCCAACCGACACCAACAUUAUUGUCACUUGUGGGAAGUCCCACCUCUAUUUCUGGACACUUGAGGGGGGUUCCCUUAUCAAGAAGCAAGGCCUUUUUGAGAAACAAGAGAAGCCCAAGUUUGUCUUGUGUGUGACUUUUUCAGAAAAUGGAGACAGCAUUACAGGAGAUUCCAGUGGAAAUAUUCUGGUGUGGGGCAAAGGCACCAAUCGUAUCAGCCAUGCUAUCCAGGGGGCACAUGAGGGGGGUAUCUUUGCCCUGUGCAUGCUACGCUGUGGCACACUGGUGUCUGGAGGGGGCAAAGACCGCAAAGUCAUCUCCUGGGAUGGAAACUACCUGAAGCUCCAGGUGGUAGAGAUACCAGAGCUGUAUGGCCCGGUCCGCACAGUAGCAGAGGGCAAGGGCAACAGUGUGCUCAUUGGCACCACCCGCAAUUAUAUUCUACAGGGCACUUUAUCUGGCGAGUUCACCCCCAUCACACAGGGGCACACUGAUGAGCUUUGGGGGCUGGCAGUACACCCCUGGAAGCCCCAAUUUCUUACCUGUGGCCAUGACAAGUAUGUGAACCUGUGGGACUCCUGCACACAUCAGCCCAUCUGGACCAAAACCAUGGAGGAUGCUGCCCAGUCUGCAGGAUUCCACCCCUCAGGAACUGUGGUUGCCAUAGGAACACAGACAGGCAGAUGGCUUGUUCUAGACACUGAAUCCAAGGACUUGGUCACUGUUCACACAGAUGGGAAUGAGCAGCUGUCUGUCAUCCGCUUUGCACCAGAUGGCAGUUUCCUGGCUAUUGGAUCCCAUGACAACUACAUCUACAUCUAUGCAGUGGGUGAAAAUGGCAGGAAGUACAGUCGAGUGGGAAAGUGCUCAGGUCAUUCCAGCUUCAUUACCCACAUGGACUGGUCUGUGGACUCGCAAUAUCUCAUGUCAAACUCAGGAGACUAUGAGAUCCUCUAUUGGAUCCCAUCAGUUUGUAAACAGGUGGUGAGCGUGGAGACGACCCGGGACAUUGUGUGGGAGACCUGCACCUGCACCUUGGGCUUCCACGUCUUUGGGCUGUGGCCAGAGGGCUCUGAUGGAACUGACAUCAAUGCUGUGUGCAGAUCCAAUGAGAAGAGGCUUCUUGUCACCGGCGAUGACUUUGGAAAAGUCCAUCUGUUUGCGUACCCAUGUUCGCAGUUUCGGGCUCCGAGUCACGUAUAUGGUGGACACAGCAGCCAUGUAACCAACGUGAACUUCCUAUUUGAUGACAGUUACCUGAUCUCCACCGGCGGGAAAGACAUGAGCAUCAUGCAAUGGCGAGUUGCAUAGGACAGCCACCAGGGGGAGGCAUUGAGGGAGUACUCUCCAGAAAAGGAGUGGGUGGGGGGGGGGGGGGUGGCUGGCCCAGAAAGCCCAUAUGGAAGGCACAUGGAGCUGAAAGAAACAACCUGACAGCAGCAGGUUGAUGUGAUGGAAUCCCCUGGCAGUCCCUGAGUACCAUGUUAUUCAGCAUAUUACCUAUAUUUCACAGCUCAGGAAUCCAGCGCUGGCAUUUGAAACUCCCACAGCUCCAAAUCAUGGCAACAGCAGUACUGUCCAACAGACACCAUUCCACAUUCAAAACACAAACAGUACUUUAUACAGCCUAAUUUGCAUGUAUUUCACCAAAAUAUAAUGCGCAAACUAUACUUAAGUAUUUAUGCCAGUUGAGUCCAUAAUGACAGCUGGCCCUUUCUUGUCUAGCCAUAGCACUAAUGCCUUUCACAGACUGUAAAUACCUGUUUUUUUCUGUGUUACUGGUUUAAAUGCUGAGAUCAGCAUUGCUGAUCAACCUCAGUUGUUUAUUUUUGCUGCCAUUACCUUUUGGCUUCGUAAGGAACUGCACUGUUUCACAAGCAAGUCAACUUUUCAGUCACAUUUCUCUUACUCAUUUUCUCUUUUUCAAUUCCCAAAGAUCAAACACAGUGCUCACAUUGUGUGUGCGCGCAUGUGUGUGAGUGUGUGUAAUAGCAGCAAGAUUUGAAACUAGUGCAUGCACCUUCUGCAUGAGAAUGCCUUUUUACUUUUUGAGAUUGUCUUGUACUUACUUAAAAACACUUCUUCACAACCAAUAACUGUGGCUACCAAGAGAGGGAAACAUUUACACCCAAAGCAGUGUGAACUCACUUUACAAAGAGUUAAGCUGUUGUACUCUUUGCAUUUUCACAUACAUUAUGCUCUUAAGUCUUUGAUAUGAGGUUACUAAUUUGGUGUUACAUAAUCAUAAACAGACAAAUAUUGUAAAACACAUAUCUAAACAGGAGGUUGUGAUCUGCCAAACUGUAUUAUAACAUAGUUAUACUAGUGAGAACUACCACUAUAAAUACAGACAUUUUAAUGUCUUAAUUUGCACUGUCACCGUUUAAAACCAUGACAGCAAUGACGUGUUACAAACACAGGGCAACCACAUUUGUCACUCCAUUGCUAAACCACAGAAUGGCUUUCUUAUCACAACUGGUUACAUUAUUUAUAUCCAGCCUUUUCAUUAACUCUGCUAAUUAAGUAUCACACAACUCAAUCAAUAUGUUUCUCACUUUACCCCCAACUAGGAAAUUACAGAAUGUUCUGUAACAAGCUGCAGGGGAUGCCAAACAUAAAACUGUUUGUCAUCUAAAAUAACGAAUUACCUUUAAUUGUUUUGUUUCUGAAAACAAAACAAAAAAACAGUUUGGUUAUGACCACAUUUUGCAUAUCUAAACUUCGAUUAUGACUGCAUAUUAGCUGGCAGAUAUGACUAUACCCAUGAUACCAUGGCUAGUGAGUUGCAGGACUUCUGGUAGUGCUCUAAGCUAUAUGGACAGGAGGAGGAUCUGCUUUGGAGAGUUAUCAAUGAAACAGGAAUCCUUGCAGUUUUAUCUGUCAGGAAAUAGAAAGAAAAGAUGGGGAAAGUAGAUAAAUGAUUGCAAUGUACUGUUUACGAUGAGGAAUGUAUGUAGAGUAAUUACAUGGUUAAAAUGGUAGUUAUGACUCUAAUCACAGCUCAUCUCUGUUUGAAAAUAAAUAUGGAUUUAAUUCAUUUAA
Molecule: messenger RNA, 4645 nt
Organism: Anguilla rostrata (American eel)
Lineage: Eukaryota; Metazoa; Chordata; Actinopteri; Anguilliformes; Anguillidae
Gene: eml1
Product: EMAP like 1
Exons: 23
Coding region: 443-2914 (823 amino acids)
Biological process (GO): microtubule cytoskeleton organization
Cellular component (GO): mitotic spindle
Molecular function (GO): microtubule binding
Source: RefSeq, a predicted model, not a curated record